GAGUCAUCAGUGUCGGACACGUAGUGGGAACGAGCAGGUCCCGAUGCACAAGUCACGGCAACCCUCGGUGGAGAUGAAGGCGGACUCCGACUGGCUCUGAUUUUUAAAAGCCCUUUUCAUUCAGGAGGUUGGUUGCCAAUGGUUAUCAAUAUGGCAGAGCCGUUAUCCCAAGCACCCACCGCUGCAAAAAUGGCGUCACUUAACCGGGUCCGAGCUUUGGCGAUGAUUUUCUUAACUGUCACUGGCUGUUGUGUCACCCCGACAAGUGGCAAGGAAGGGUCCGAGGAGACCGUCAUCAUAGGGCUCCGACUGGAGGACACGGACGACAUUUCCUUCAUGGAUAAGGGCUACCUGCGGGUGAGUGAGCGGUCUCGGGUGAAAUUAAGGGUGUACGGGCAGAACAUCAACAACGAGACCUGGUCCAAAAUUGCUUUCACGGAACACGAGCGGAGCCGGACGGUAGGGAGCCUUGACAGCUCCUCGGGGGAUAACCAGAGCCAGGAGGACUCGUCCGGCUUGCAUCCCUGCGGUAUUAGGACUUCGGAUAUAAUUAUAUUGCCCAACAUCAUCCUGAAUCGAAAGACGUCCGGAAUAGUUGAAAUCGAGGUCAAACCUCUGCGAAAGACGGAGAGGAGUAAAGCGUAUUACCUUUGCAUCGCCACCACGACGCCGGCCGUGCCCGGGAUGCACGACCCGUGGACGGAGAACACCUGGAUCUACCACGAUGGGGAUGACACCAAAGUGAUAGUGGUGGAGGAGAAAAAGUUUCUGCUGCCUUUCUGGCUCCAGGUCAUCUUCAUCUCCAUGUUGCUCUGCCUGUCGGGCAUGUUCAGCGGCUUGAACCUGGGGCUCAUGGCUCUGGACCCCAUGGAGCUCCAGAUAGUCCAGAACUGCGGCACGGAGAAGGAGAAGAAUUAUGCCAAAAAAAUCGAGCCGGUGAGGAGCCAAGGGAAUUACUUGCUUUGCUCGCUUCUGCUCGGGAACGUGUUGGUGAACACCACGCUGACCAUCCUGCUGGAUGACAUCGCCGGCUCGGGGUUGAUCGCGGUGGUCAUGUCCACCAUUGGAAUAGUGAUUUUUGGAGAAAUCGUGCCCCAAGCCAUCUGCUCCAGACACGGCCUCGCUGUGGGCGCCAACACCAUAUUCCUCACCAAGUUCUUCAUGCUGCUCACCUUCCCCGCUUCCUACCCGGUGAGCAAGCUGCUGGACUACCUUCUGGGCCAGGAGAUCGGGACCGUGUACAACCGGGAGAAGCUUCUGGAGAUGCUGCGCGUCACGGACCCCUACAACGACCUGGUGAAGGAGGAGCUGAACAUCAUCCAGGGCGCGCUGGAGCUCAGGACUAAGACCGUGGAGGACGUGAUGACCCCCCUGAGAGAUUGCUUCAUGAUCCCCGGGGAUGCCACCCUCGACUUUAACACCAUGUCCGAGAUCAUGAAGAGCGGCUACACGCGCAUCCCGGUCUACGAGGGCGAGAGGUCCAACAUAGUGGAUCUGCUGUUUGUCAAGGACCUGGCGUUCGUGGACGUUGGACCCGGUAUUGAUUUCACCCCGCUCAAAUCCAUCACAAGUUAUUACAGCCACUCGUUGCAUUUUGUGUUCAAUGACAUCCAAGCUACGCAAUGCUUGGAGGAGUUUAAAAAAGGAAAGUCCCACCUGGCCAUAGUUCAGAGGGUGAACAAUGAGGGCGAGGGAGACCCUUUCUACGAGGUUCUGGGUAUUGUCACCCUGGAGGACGUUAUUGAAGAAAUCAUCAAGUCAGAGAUCCUGGACGAGACAGACUUGUACACUGACAACAAGACAAAGAAGAAAAUCACCCAUCGGGAAAGGAAGCAGGAUUUCUCGGCCUUCAAGCCUACCGACAAUGAAAUGAAGGUUAAAAUAUCACCUCAGCUUCUGCUGGCUACCCUGCGUUUCCUAGCAACAGAGGUCGAGCCGUUUGCACCGGUACAAAUGUCAGAAAAGAUUCUGCUGCGCUUGUUGAAGCACCCCAACGUCAUCCAGGAGCUGAAAUACGAUGAGAAGAACAAGCGAGCAGCAGAGCACUACCUCUUCCACAGGAACAAGCCCGUGGAUUAUUUCAUCCUCAUACUGCAGGGGAAAGUGGAGGUGGAGGCAGGAAAAGAGGGGAUGAAGUUUGAAGCGGGGCCGUUCUCCUUCUAUGGGAUGAUGGCUCUGACAGCCUCGCCAGUCCCUCUGUCCCUGUCUCGUACAUUUGUGGUCAGUAGGGCUGAAUCACUAGCAGGAUCUCCAGAAAAUAAAUCUCCUCCACGGCCGUUUGGACUCAACCACUCAGACUCUCUGAACAGGAGUGAUCGUAUUGACGCCAUCACCCCGACUCUCGGCAGCAGCAACAACCAGCUCAACUCCUUCCUGCAGAUCUACGUACCUGACUACUCAGUCAGAGCCCGUUCAGACCUGCAGUUUAUAAAGGUAACACGCCAACAGUACCAGAAUGCCGUAAUGGCGUCACGGAUGGACAAAACGCCCCAAUCGACAGACAGUGAGUUCACUAAGAUCGAGCUCACGCUGACGGAGCUCCAUGACGGAGUGGAGACCCCCACCGUCGUCACAACUACAGCCAGCACCACUAGCACCACCCCCGCCGUGUCUGUAGUCGUGGCCAAUGAGACGUCCCACCUGCUCAACCAGCAGCAGAACUGUGUGGGCCUCAGCAGGAGCAACCACAGCGCCCACAACGAGGGACCCAUCUAGUCCCCGCCGAGCUCGGUGGAGACCCAGAACCUCCACCCUGUCUCGUGGGCACACACGGUGGCGUAGAUGGAGGUGAGGGAAAGUGGGGAAGCGGAGGCGGGUGGAGUGACGGUUCUGCUCCAACCAGUAGCCCCCAGUCAGUCAGUCAGUCAGUGAGUCAGUGAGACCCUUUCAUGGAGGGGCAGUGGGGAAGACGGGUGCUGUGUCACCCUGAACACCCCCACCUGAACGCUGUCAGAAUCCCUGCUGUACUACACCCUCUUACAGAGGGUACACUCGGACAGUACCUGUGACUGAGCUUCUUUUUGGGACAAUCUGACACUUUCAUAGCGGUGACUUGGAAUAUCCUUCCCCACACACACACACA
Molecule: messenger RNA, 3082 nt
Organism: Morone saxatilis (striped sea-bass)
Lineage: Eukaryota; Metazoa; Chordata; Actinopteri; Moronidae
Gene: cnnm2b
Product: cyclin and CBS domain divalent metal cation transport mediator 2b
Biological process (GO): transport; magnesium ion homeostasis
Cellular component (GO): plasma membrane
Molecular function (GO): magnesium ion transmembrane transporter activity
Source: RefSeq, a predicted model, not a curated record